GACCCUGGGCAAGUCACUUGACCCCCAUUGCCUAAAAAAAAAAAAAAAAAAAAAAAAAAGCAGGGGAACCUUAAAUGUGUUUAAAACUACAUUUUUGUUCCAUGAUUUUGUGGCAAGAAGAUUGACUUGCCCCCUUUAUUUAUAAAUUCAAAUAUAAAUGUAACUUCUUAAAUAUGAGUUCCUCUUGACUAGAAAAAGUAAUAUGCCUUUGACUGAAAUUGAAUUUCUUUAUUUUAGAAAGAAUAAAACCCCUGAAUGAGGAAAUUGAGUUAUGUGUCGUUAGUUAGCUUUCCUUAAAAAAGAAAAAGUGGAAUAGUUUCCAAGUUCUGUGGUAAAGGGUAAAUGUUUUUAGGCCUUUGAAUUUCAAGUAAAAAGAAUUAGGACCACAGAUGCCAGAAAUAAUUGUUUUAUUUCCUUUCCCCUACAUACACAUGUUUGACUUAACUUUCAUGAAUAAGGGUUUUUGGAAAAGUGGUUUAAAGCCACUUUUUCAUUAAUUUGGUUGUAACCAAUUUUUGUUCUUUCAGGAGAGGUUAUUGGAUCCAACUAUGGUGAAAAAUGUUUCGAAAAGGCAAAAAGCGACACAGUAGUAGCAGUUCCCAAAGUAGUGAAAUCAGUACUAAGAGCAAGUCUGUAGACUCUAGCCUUGGUGGACUUUCAAGAUCAAGUACUGUAGCCAGCCUAGAUACAGACUCUACCAAAAGCUCAGGGCAAAGCAACAGUAAUUCUGAUACCUGUGCAGAAUUUCGAAUAAAAUAUGUUGGUGCCAUUGAGAAACUAAAACUCAGUGAUGGGAAAAGUCUUGAAGGACCACUGGAUCUAAUAAACUACAUAGAUGUGGCACAGCAAGAUGGAAAGUUACCAUUUGUUCCUCUGGAAGAGGAGUUUAUUAUGGGAGUUUCUAAAUAUGGCAUUAAAGUGUCAACAUCAGAUCAAUAUGAUGUCUUACACAGACACGCUCUGUAUCUCAUCAUCCGCAUGGUGUGUUACGACGAUGGUCUAGGAGCAGGGAAAAGCUUGCUGGCGCUGAAGACCACAGACGCGAGCUCUGAAGAAUGCAGUCUGUGGGUGUAUCAGUGUAACAGUCUGGAACAAGCACAAGCUAUUUGCAAAGUUUUAGCCACAGCUUUUGACUCUGUAUUAACAUCUGAGAAAUCAUGAAUUCCUGCUAGCGGAGAAGAGAACUUCGUUCGUGUGACAGAACGUAACAGGAACCAUCAGGAACCCAGCAUUCCGGAGGAAACAGGAUGUGAAUUUUUUCUCCACUAAGGAAUAAAUCGUCCUUCCAGUUUUGUAAAGAAGAAAUAGCCAUUUAAAAAAGUGAUCAUUUAACCCUGCCUGGGUAAAAUUUUCCAAGCUUCCCAAAGCACUUCUAAAAACCAGUUCAGCAUUAUGACUGUUGCUGAAGUGAUUAUACAAAGAAGCCCGCAUGCUAGGUUUUGCCCACCAAUAAGCUUAGCACCAGAAAGUGUUGUGUGUAAAAACAUUUUAAUGUAUAAUAAACAUUGCAACCUA
Messenger RNA from Gracilinanus agilis (Agile Gracile Mouse Opossum), 1515 nucleotides. It is a transcript of the gene ITGB1BP1, whose product is annotated as integrin subunit beta 1 binding protein 1. NCBI's taxonomy places the organism in Eukaryota, Metazoa, Chordata, Mammalia, Didelphimorphia, Didelphidae. The coding region runs from base 559 to 1161 and encodes 200 amino acids. Gene Ontology annotation, cellular component: cytoskeleton; lamellipodium; ruffle. Gene Ontology annotation, molecular function: integrin binding. The transcript has 6 exons. The record is from RefSeq and is a predicted model, not a curated record. Gene Ontology annotation, biological process: negative regulation of substrate adhesion-dependent cell spreading; negative regulation of focal adhesion assembly.